This is a messenger RNA of Cygnus atratus (black swan), 804 nucleotides long. RefSeq names its product placenta associated 9 (gene PLAC9). The record is from RefSeq and is a predicted model, not a curated record. The transcript has 4 exons. The coding region runs from base 350 to 643 and encodes 97 amino acids. NCBI's taxonomy places the organism in Eukaryota, Metazoa, Chordata, Aves, Anseriformes, Anatidae.
UCUUCUCUAGCCCUAUUUGCUGCAUUUACAGGAUUCAAAGCUCUUCAGCAUAUUCCAGUUGUAGGCUGCAUAAAUAAAUAUAAGGGUAAAAACUUUGGGCAGUUUGGACCACUGCCAGCUUGCCUGGGUAACUGGACUUUUUGUGGAGCUGGAAGGGUGUUUUUUAAAAGGAGGGGAAGAGAAAAAGCACAGCCUAAGAAUCUUGGCUCAGCCUGAACGUAUUUCCUCCUAGCUCUGGCUAAACAUCAACACGAACGGCAGGACGGACAGAGGAGUCUAUGUAAAGCCGGAGAGGGAGCCUGCCGUGCUCUCCACCAGGACUACGACAGAGUGCGGAGGCUUUGAAACCAUGCUUUUCAUCUGGGCGCUGGCGUUUAUUGUAGUCCUGCAGGAGCAGGAUCUUUUAGCUGCUGCAGAACCUGUCAAUGUGUUACCUGGAACUUUGGGAAGAGGAAGCUGGUGUCACGAACAUGAUACAAUCCAUGAACGCUUGGAUAUUAUUGAAGAGAAGGUAAUAAAAACAGUGGAGCAUCUAGAAUCAGAAGUCAAGUCACUCCUCAAUAUCAUCAGUGAGACCGCAUCAAAUAUCCCCAUUGCUCCAGGAACCCCACUUAUGGAUAUUUUUGAUGCACACCUACAGUAAGUACCCCUCAGAUGGAAGUUGCAUUAACUGCCAACUGCUCCAAGAAUUGCAGAGCUGUAGCACCUUCCUUCUAUGGUUUGAUGAAUCAAACUGAGAAUUCCUCACUGUAAAGUAACACGCAUCAUAUUUUCAAUGAUGUUUGCCUCGAAAGAUUGAUCCUG